AAAAAAGCUACUGGUAAAAAGUAAACUCCACUACUCUGUACUCUAUGGUACAUACUGAACACCAAGACGGAGGGCGUAAACAAUCUUUUUUAUUAACUUUUCGUGAAAUAUAGUUUAUUCAGUGUUUAGUUAGAACAUUACAAUAAAGAAUUCUGUGUAAUUUUUGUGUGAAGUAUGUUAAAACCGAAAGCGUUGAUUCAAGUUUUAAGCCAAGCAACUACUGGCGGUGUCGAAAAUACUUUGCUCAUGAACCACGAAGGGGCCCUGCUUGCCUACAGCGGCUACGGCGACAAGGACGCCCGGGUGACUGCUGCCAUCGCCAGCAAUAUUUGGUCUGCGUACGAGAAGAACGGCCGAAGUGCAUUCAAGGAAGAUAAAUUGCAGCUGGUCCUAAUAGAAUGCAUGGAUGGCAAAGUUGCAAUCACGGAAGUGGCCAACUUGUUGUUGUGUCUGUAUGCCAAAGAGUCCGUGGGCUUCGGACUUCUGAAGGAGAAGGCGCAAGCACUGGCCAAGUACCUGGAUGUGCCGUUAAAACAAAUUGCAACGUCAUGAGUUUCUGUUACUUUUAAUGCUCUCUCGUACACUUUUCAGUUUCUGUAACUAUCAAACAUAAAAUUUUAAAGACUGUUAUUAUACAAAGUAAACAUUUUUGGUGUA
Bacillus rossius redtenbacheri is the source of this 657-nucleotide messenger RNA. It is a transcript of the gene Lamtor2, whose product is annotated as ragulator complex protein LAMTOR2. Gene Ontology annotation, biological process: cellular response to amino acid stimulus; positive regulation of TOR signaling. Gene Ontology annotation, cellular component: Ragulator complex. The transcript has 3 exons. Gene Ontology annotation, molecular function: molecular adaptor activity; guanyl-nucleotide exchange factor activity. The record is from RefSeq and is a predicted model, not a curated record. Lineage: Eukaryota; Metazoa; Arthropoda; Insecta; Phasmatodea; Bacillidae. Bases 175 to 552 code for a protein of 125 amino acids.